Messenger RNA from Closterium sp. Yama58-4, 1440 nucleotides. The record is from the annotation of a GenBank genome assembly. Lineage: Eukaryota; Viridiplantae; Streptophyta; Zygnematophyceae; Desmidiales; Closteriaceae.
AUGAAGUUCAGCAUCGGGCCGAGCCUGGCGAAGAGGUUAGGCGACGGGGCCAAGGCAGGGGUGGCGGGAGCAGCGGCGGUGGGAGCGACGAGCGCUGGAGGUAUGGCGGAGGGGGGAGGGGCAGUCAGAGAAGCGGACGGCAUGGGCGGAGAGGAAGCAGCGGGGCGCAGCUCGAGAGAGGCUGGCGUUAAUCCGCUUAGUGGCGGUGCUGCGGUGGUGCGCGGCGAGGGUGAGGGGCAUGCGGUGAUCAUCGGCCCUCCGCGCCCCCCGGGCCCCCUGGAGGAGGGUGCUGGCGGGUUGAUUGGCCCUCCUGCCCCUGCUGCUCGCAGCAGACAGCAGCCCCCCCGUGGGCGGAAGAAGGGGCGAGCGGCAGGGCGGCAGGAUGAGCACAGGAGCGAUGGUAGUGAUGAGGAUGAUGAUGAUGAGGAGAAGGAGGAGGAGGAGGAGGAGGAGGAGGAGGAGGAGGAGGAGGAGGAGGAGGAGGAGGAGGAGGAGGAGGAGGAGGAGGAGGAAGCAGAGGCGGAGGAGGGCGACGAGUUUGGAGUGCUGCUGAGCAAUGAGAUUGUUCUGGGGGGCCACACCAAGGCAGUGGCGGCGCUGGCGGUGGAUCCAACGGGCACGAGGGUGAUCAGCGGCGGCUACGACUACUGGCUGCGCUUCUACGACUUCCACCACAUGGACUCACGGCUCAAGGCCUUCCGCGAGGUGCUGCCGUGCGACGGCCACCAAGUGCGCGCCGUGUCCUUCAGCCCCUCCGCUGACCUCCUCGCCACCGGCAGCGCCCAGGCCAAGCCAAGGUGCGCCCAGGCGAAGGUGUCUCGCUCCCACCAAUACCAUAAGCUGCUCACAUGGGUGACAGACCAGGUGGUCGGUCGGCCACAGACGGGGUUGCAGGCGUCAUCUCGCCGCACCCCUCUGCUGACGCCCCACCUCCCUGCUGCCCGUUCCCUCACUGCGUCGCCAUGGGUUGUGGUGGCGGGGCAGGAGCAGGUGUACGACAGGGACGGGCGCAGCAAGGGCGAGAUGGUGCGCGGCGACAUGUACAUUCGCGACCUGCGCAACACCAAGGGGCACAUCGCGGGGCUCACCACCGCGCAGUGGCACCCCUGCGAGCGCCACACCGCACUCACCACCUCCGAUGACGGCUCGCUGCGCAUGCGCGACUUCAAGUCGCAGAAGAAGGGCGGGUGCCUUGAGACGUCUCAAAACAGGGCGGGUGGCGGUGACAGCAGCGGAGUGGGCCCUGAUGGCCGCCUCGUCGCUGCUGGCCUCCACGAUGGCUCGCUGCGGGUGUGGAGUGUGAAGUCAGGGUGGGAUUCGCUGCCCGACCUGCUGUGUGCCGAUGCGCAUGAGAGGGGCGACGACAUCACAAGCAUCGCCUUCUGCUCUGAUGCCUCCCUGCUUGUCUCCCGCUCCAUGGAUGGCAGCAUGAAGGUGUGA